This is a messenger RNA of Danio aesculapii, 30269 nucleotides long. It is a transcript of the gene pclob, whose product is annotated as piccolo presynaptic cytomatrix protein b. The coding region runs from base 1 to 27900 and encodes 9299 amino acids. Gene Ontology annotation, cellular component: axon; GABA-ergic synapse; cytoskeleton of presynaptic active zone. The transcript has 40 exons. Lineage: Eukaryota; Metazoa; Chordata; Actinopteri; Cypriniformes; Danionidae. Gene Ontology annotation, molecular function: metal ion binding; structural constituent of presynaptic active zone; protein binding. Gene Ontology annotation, biological process: protein localization to synapse; presynaptic active zone assembly. The record is from RefSeq and is a predicted model, not a curated record.
AUGAGACCAGUGAGGAAAAACAACAACAGCAGCCUCCCGGAUCCUCAAAGCAGAAGGAUCCCCAACAGCAGGGGAAUGGCCAACCAGCCUCACAGGGACCUCAGAGACAAAGUGGACCUCAGCCACAGGGUACAGGAAGGGGGGGCCAAGGAGUUGGACGGGGUGGCUCUCAACCACAAGGAGUUGGACGGGGUGGAUCUCAAACACAGGGAGUUGGACAGGGUGGAUCCCAGCCACAAGGAGCUGGACGGGGUGGAUCCCUACCACAAGGAGCUGAACAGGGUGGAUCCCAACCACAAGGAGCUGGACGGGGUGGACCCCAACCACAAGGAGCUGGACGGGGUGGCUCUCCUGUACUGCAAGGGGCUGGUAGAGGAGAUCUUUCCCAAAAGGGAGUGGGUAGAGGUGGAUUGCAACAAGGAACAGGUGGGGGUGGGUCUCCUAAGCAGGGUGUUGGGAGGGGUGGACCUCAACCACAGGGAGUUGGACAGGGUGGAUCCCAACUACAAGGAGCUGGACGGGGUGGACCCCAACCACAAAGAGCUGGACGGGGUGGCUCUCCUGUACUGCAAGGGGCUGGUAGAGGAGAUAUUUCUCAGCAGGGAGCGGGUAGGGGUGGAUUGCAACAGGGAACAGGUGGGGGUGGAUCUCCUAAGCAAGGUGUUGGGAGGGGUGGACCUCAACAACAAGGACCAAGAGGACCUGGGUCAAGGCCUCCUUCAACAGAGCCUCAGGAGAAAAGUGGACCUGGAGCUGGGGUUAAAACCCUCUGUCCAGUCUGCUAAGGAGUGGCUUUGCCUGAACUGCCAGAUGCAGAGAGCUCUGGGAGGGGCAGAGAGCAGUGGACCUCCUACACUAAAAGCCCAGUCACAGCCCAAGGACAUUGUACCAUCACAGAACCUUGCAAAGAAAGACACACCUCACAGUAAGCAGAUGCCUCCAUCUGCCAGUCCGCCAACAAAACCAACACAAGGUCAGAAACAAUCAAGCCAGUCCAGCACAAGUGCAGCUCACACAUCGCAGCAAACAACACAACAAAAACCUCCUACACAGCAAACAACAAAAGGUGCUCCUCCUGCCAAAAGUGAGCCACCAUCAAAGACUGAGCCUCCUAAAAAAGAAGAAGAGUCCAGUUUCUUUGGCUUUGGUUUUGGUGGUGCUCGAUCCCGCUCUCCUUCUCCACAGCCUGGUGCCUCUUCUGUUUCUGGGAAGGUUUUAGGAUUUGGUUCUUCAUUCCUUAGCUCUGCAUCCAACCUGAUUUCAGCUGUCCAAGAUGAAAACUCGACCACACCCCCGACCUCCCGAAAAGGUUCCACCAUUUCCCAGACCUCUGCCAAGAUCACCACACCCCCUUCAUCAAGAAAAGGCUCAGAGGCCUCUAAGGGAUCCCCCGAUCUUUCCAAGUCACAGAUGCAAGUGGGAAAAACACAACAGCAACAAAUUAAACCUCAAGACACACAAAAAUCAACAACAAUUAAGGAAUCCUCAUCUGCUCAGGCUACUAAAGUGGAUCAAAGCCCGAAACCUCCUCCCAAAUCCUGUCCACUUUGCAAGGCAAUGCUGAGAAAAGAUCCUCUAAACUAUAGUACCUGCACUGAAUGCAAGAACAUUGUGUGUAAUCAGUGUGGAUUUAAUCCUGUGCCUCAUCAGACAGAGGCAAAGGAAUGGCUUUGCUUAAACUGCCAGACACAGAGAGCACUGAAAGGAAUAGAGCCUCCAGGACAACCCACUAUAAAAUCCCAAACACAGCCCAGCAAAUCUAAUAAGAUGGAUUCUACACUUGGUCCUUUAGAGAAACAGCCCUCGACUCUGCCAACAAUGGCUAGUCCUGCCAACCAACCUGCUGCUCAAAAAAAGGAGAUGCAUGAACAACAGACUAGUGCAGUUGGAGCAAAGCAAGCUCCUGCAACUAAGCCUGUACAACAGCAAGCAGUAAAAAAUGCCUCCUCCCCUUCUGUCUCUAAAGCAGCACCAAAGGCUGAAGCUGAACAAGAACAGUCAGGAUUUUUUGGCUUAGGCUUUGGUGGAGCACGGUCACGGUCACCAUCCCCUCAGCCUGCUGUUUCUGCCAUGUCUGGUAAGGUCUUAGGAUUUGGUUCCUCCUUUCUGAGCUCAGCAUCUAAUCUCAUUUCAUCAGCAGUUCAAGAUGAAACUUCUACAACUAAUUCCCAAGCUUCUUCGGUAUCUCAAACUUCCCUCAAAACCAGCACUCCACCAACGCCCCGGAAAGGGUCUACAACAUCACAUGAAAGUCAAUCAGUUGGUAAGAAAGAAGAUAAAAAGAUAGAGUUAACUGCUGACCAAAAUAAUAAAGCACCAAUAUCUCAACCUAAAAAAGGUGAACCUUCUUUAUUGAUGCCAAAAGCAGACAAAUACCCACAACCCUUGCCCAAAUCCUGUCCACUUUGCAAGGUAGAAAUCCAAAAGGACCUUGCCAACUACCAGAUCUGUACUGAAUGCAAAACUACAGUGUGUAAUCUUUGUGGAUUCAACCCAACACCCCAUCAAACAGAGUUGAAAGAGUGGCUUUGUCUAAACUGUCAGACUCAAAGAGCUCUCAAAGGAAUGGAACCACCAGGACCUCCAAAAUUGAAGUCUGCAGCACAGCCUAAAAAACAGCCUGCCAGUAAACCACUAGCUUCAGCCUCAAUUCAAAAUGAAGGUGCAUCUGAAUUGGACAAGUUAGGCAAGAAAAUUGGCCCUCCUCAGAAAUUACAAGACCAACAAUCCAAGGCUCCAAAUGGUGCUCUGCCAAUCCAAAAGGCCCAACAACAAGAACAUGAAGCCAAAUCUGAAGUCUCUGCCAAGUCUGCCAAGGAAGAAUCUGGAUUUUUUGGUUUUGGUGGUGCAAGGUCAAGAUCUCCAUCUCCUCAACCUGCUGUGUCUGCUGUUUCUGGGAAGGUUCUUGGUUUUGGCUCAUCCUUUUUAAGCUCAGCAUCCAAUUUAAUAUCUUCAGCUGUGCUAGAUGAGACAUCUACAACACCACCAACCUCCCGUAAAGCUUCAACAGUUUCCCAGGGCUCAACACCAACCACUUCUCAGAAGAGUUCUGCUGUUCCACAGAUGUCAAACACCGGAGACGCAACAACUGCAGAAAAACAAGAGACACGUCAACUACCCAGCACAUCUUCUAUAAACAAAACAGCUGAUAAAUCAUUGACUACAAAAGCGGACAAAACAUACCUGCCCCUCCCCAAGAGCUGUCCACUUUGCAAGGCAGAUAUUACUCAUGUUCCUCCUAACUUCAGCACCUGCACUGAUUGCAAAAACAUUGUCUGUAACCGUUGUGGAUUUAACCCUAUGCCUCAUGAAAAAGAGGUAAAGGAAUGGCUUUGUUUGAGUUGCCAGAUAAAGAGAGCACCUGAACCUUCAAGUCUAGGUCCCCAGUUGCAGUCUAAACUUGGCUCACAACAAGAUAAAAGAGUUCAACAUCAGCCUUCUCCAUUAGCCAGCACAACUGAGGACCAGUCAAAAACAGUGCAAAAUGUUCUAAAUGAAAAAUCCCCUGUACAGAAAGGAAGCAUAAAACCCCAACAGCCAAAAGAUGGCAUUGUUUCAGCUAAAUCUGAAACCACAACACAGUCAGAUUCCUCUAAAAAAGAUACUGGAUUUUUGGGUUUUGGUUUUGGUGGUGUUCGAUCUAGAUCACCUUCUCCUCAACCUGUUGUGUCAGAGAAGGUUCUGGGCUUUGGUUCCUCGUUUCUCAGCUCAGCAUCUAAUCUCAUAUCUUCAGUAGUUCAGGAUGAAUCCUCCAUAACACCACCAACACCUCGUAAAGGUUCAACAGUUUCCCAGAGCUCUGUGAAGUCUACAACACCACCCACCUCUCGUAAAGAUUCAUUAACAGUAGCAGCUACAUCCCGCAAGGGAUCUACAGCAUCCCAGGACUCCAUAAAAACACAGACUGGGGAAACUAAAAAUCUUUCUCAAAAGCAAACGGAAGACAAAAAGUCCUUGCAAGAUCAACUUUUAAAAGCACCAUCUACACCUCCAUCAAAACCUCAAUCAGCUGUUAAGUCCUCUCAGCUUCUCAUUAAAAAUUGCCCACUUUGCAAAGUGGAGCUCAAGAAAGAUCCUCCCAACUUCAACACAUGCACUGAAUGCAAGAACAUUGUAUGUAACCUCUGUGGGUUUAAUCCCAUGCCCCACCAAACUGAGGCAAAUGAGUGGCUUUGCUUGACCUGUCAGGUACAGCGAGCAUCAGUGCCUCAAGAUCAAGCUAAGAUAACAACUCCAGUGCCAAAGAAAGAGAAAGAUGUUCCAGAAUCUGUGCAGAAAAAACAACACACAAAGGAAGCCACAAAUACUGGUCACAAAUCACCAGUAGCAGGGGGUAAGGAGCUCACUACUGACUUACCACAACAGCUCAGACAACCUAAGACCCAACAGCAUAUGAAAUCGGACAAGCCUCUAGAAAAUCAAUCUGAACUACCACCAAAGACUGAACCUCAUCAAGAGGGUUCUGGAUUUUUUGGUUUUGGCUUUGGUGGGGCUCGCUCCAGGUCUCCUUCACCUCAGCCUGCUGUUUCUGCUGUGUCUGGGAAAGGUUUAGGCUUUGGUUCUUCCUUUCUUAGCACAGCCUCUAAUCUGAUAUCAUCAGCUGUUCAGGAUGAGCCUUCUACAACACUACCAACUUCCCGCAAAAGUUCAUCAGUUUCAGAAACCACACCAUUUCCUGGUUCCAGCAAGGGCUCUUCAGUGGCCAUGCAAGAGUCCCAGAAAACUCAACCAAGUAAAGACACUAAACCAUCAAUUGAGCUGAAGCAAGAGGAGAAAAGACAAUUGCUUCAGCAGGCUAAUGUUUCAUCAAGAGAAUUGAAAGAGGAUAAUUCAAAGAUGACAAAGGAUUCGCCCAAGCCUCUACCCAAGGUCUGUCCACUCUGCAAGAUGGAUCUCAAGAAAGAUCAAUACAACAGUUGCACUGAAUGCAAAAAUAUUGUGUGCAACCUAUGUGGGUUCAACCCAAUGCCCCAUCAAAAUGAGGUGAUGUGGCUUUGCUUGGCAUGCCAGAUGCAGAAAGCACCAGAACCUUCCCCUGUGCAACUGCAGUCACAUGCCAAGGAAGCAGCAACUGUACAACCUGCCCAGAAAGAAACACAACAGCAGCAUAUUACAGAUGUUUUAAAGUCAGAAUCACAAAAAACUGAUCCACAGCAAGACAAAGUUGGAUUCUUUGGGUUUGGUUUUGGAGGAGCUAGAUCACGAUCGCCUUCUCCCCAGCCUGCUGUCUCAGAGAGGGUUCUAGGAUUUGGUUCAUCUUUCUUAAGCUCAGCAUCUAAUCUAAUCUCAACAACUGUUCAAGAUGAGUCCUCCACAACACCGUCUAGUUCUCGCAAAGCUUCAACAGCCUCUCAAAUGUCUGAUAAAACACCACCAACCUCUCGAAAAGGUUCUGCUGUAUCACAAAUCUCAAGUAAGGUUAAUACCACUCCACCUUCUUAUCGCAAGGGUUCACAGACAUCUGUUAAAACAACUCCUCCAACCUCACAAAAGGGGGCUGAAGCUGAUGUAAACUUUAAAAACAUUAAUAAUACAGAUGGGGCAAAAACUGAAGUUGAAGAAAAGGGAGAGAAAACAAUUAAUUUGGUUACCCCACAGCAACAAGAACAAGGAAAAACUCAAGAUGGGGCUCCUGUGUCAUCUGAACUCCAUGAAGAUCCUAGAAGUAGAUCUCAGUCUCCUUUACCUCCACAUGCAGCAUCUGCUGUCUCUGGAAAGGUUCUAGGAUUUGGUUCUUCCUUGUUUAGCUCAGCAAGUAAUCUGAUCUCAUCAGCUUUAGAAGAACCUUCAACAACACCUCCUGCUUCCCGAAAGGGUUCAACAGCUUCUCAACUCUCCACUAAGACUACAACUCCUCCACCUUCUCGUAAAGGCUCAUCAUUUUCCCAUACUUCAGACAAGAUUGCCACUCCACCUUCCUCACGAAAGGGCUCUGGGGUUUCUUUGACAUCGGCUCCUGAACCUCCACAGAAGAAAACGCUUGAUCCAGAUACCACUGAAAAAGAAAAGACUGCACUACUUACUGGUACUCCAGAGUCAAUACAAAAAAAGGCAAAAGUAGACGAGAAACCUAUGGUCAGUCAGGCACAGCCAACAACUACCAAAGAUGCAGCUCCUCCAGAAACAAAGACAAAGUCAACUAUAUCACUUCCCAAAGCCUGUCCUCUCUGUAAGGUUGAUUUGCAGAAGGAGCCUCCCAAUUUUGAUACCUGCACAGAGUGCAAAAACACAGUGUGCAAUCGUUGUGGCUUUAACCCCAUGCCUCAUGAGACAGAGAAAAAGGAGUGGCUUUGUCUAAACUGUCAGAUGCAAAGAGCUCAAGCCGAGGCUAACAAAGUAGCUCCUUUGGUAUCACCACUAAAGAAAACGACACCAGCUCCUGUUCCUCUCAGUGAGAAAGAAAACACUGCAGUAUCUUCAGGUACUCCAGAGUCUAAAAAGGAAAAUACAAUUACUCCAAAACAGAAGCCACAACAGCAGGAGGACAUCAAAAAACUAGUACAGCCAUCACUAAAGCAACAAUCUACUGCUCCACCAAAAACUGCACCCACUAAAGAAGAGAGUGGCUUUUUUGGCUUUGGACGCUCUAGAUCGCCAUCUCCCCAACCUGCUGCUUCCAGUGUUUCUGGUAAGGUAUUUGGAUUUGGUUCUUCCCUGCUGAGUUCAGCUUCUAAUCUUAUGUCCACUGCUGUACAAGAUGAAUCCUCCACAACACCCCUUGCAACUCAAGAGGAUUCAGCCUCUGCGAAAACUCCAGUGAAGACUACAUUAACACAAGCUACACCUCAGAGAGGAUCAGCUGAUUUGUCACCUAAGCAGGGAGCUAAAUCUGUUCAAGAGAAGCUGAAAGACAAGGAACAAGAAGGGAAGAUGAAAGAAGUUCAGGGAAAAGCUGUGAAGGAAUGGCUGUGUUUGAACUGCCAGAUCCAGAGAGCUCCCAUACCUCCAGCUGGACAACCUGGUCCACAGACUACCAAGUUACCUCCACCUUCUUCACCACAAAAACAACACACUCCUGGUGUUGUAGCAGAUUUCAAAUCAUCUAUAUCAGAAACCCAAAAGCAGAAAAGUGAAGUCCUACCUGCCAAGUCUGAACAACCACAUAAAUCCGAACCUUCUAAACAAGAAUCAGAUUUAUUCAGCUUUGGGUUUGGUGGCUCUCAGUCAAGAUCACAAUCUCCUCAGCCCACUGUGUCUACUGUCUCUGAUAAAGUUUUUGGCUUUGGCUCCUCCUUCCUAAACUCAGCAUCAAAUUUAAUCUCGUCUGCUGUCCAGGAUGAACCAUCUAAAACACCGCCAACAUCUCGAAAAGGUUCUGGAAUUUCUCAGACUUCAGUUAAGACCACACCAACACCUCCCACUUCUCGAAAAGGAUCAGUAGCUCCACCAGAGUCAAAACUAAAUCCACCUCUAGUGCAGUCCAAGUCAACCUCCACACCAACGCAAGAACAGAAAGGGCGACCAGAUGUUCAACCAUCCAAACCUUCAGAAGCUCAGCUGAAUGAAGAGCCACCAAAAAGCUGCCCGUUAUGUAAAGAGACCCUCAAGAAAACCCCACAAAACUACAGCUCUUGCACUUCUUGCAAGAGCAUUGUUUGUAAUCUAUGUGGAUUCAAUCCCAAUCCUCAUCAAACUGAUGUGAAGGAGUGGCUGUGUUUGACUUGUCAGAUGCAUAAAACUUCAGGACCCCCCCUUCCUCAACCAGAGCCACAAUCUAAUAUAGCACUUCCACCAGCAUCUCCACAGAAGCAAAAGACUCAAGUUUCACCAUCUCCUGAGAAAAAGCCAAGCAUUACAGCUGAGCAGGACAAGAAGCCUCUCACAGAGACUAAAGAACUAAAAACACCAAAUACUCAAAAAUCUAAAAGUGAUGUUUCUUCUUCCAAGCCUCUUCCACCACCUAAAGGUGAACAGGUUAAAGAAGAAACAAGUUUCUUUGGCUUUGGUUUUGGCAGUGCUCGAUCUCGAUCUCCCUCUCCUCAAGCUGCAGUCUCUGAUAAAGUUUUUGGUUUUGGAUCCUCCUUCCUCAGCUCAGCAUCAAAUCUAAUCUCUUCGGCUGUUCAGGAUGAGCCCUCCAACAAAACUCCACCAACAUCACGCAAGGGAUCUACAGUUUCUCAAGCUUCAAAUAAAACCACACCAACACCACCCACUUCUAGAAAAGGAUCUGUAAUUUCUCAGGAUGCUAAACAAAAACCACCUCAAGGAGAAUCAAAGCCAGCUGUUUCAUCAAGACAAGAACAAAAACCAGUAUCAAAAACCCAAGAUCCUCAGCUGGUCAAACCUCCACAUACUUCAGAGGAGAUUUCAAAAGCCUGUCCACUUUGCAAUGAAACGCUCAAAAAAGAUCCACAGAACUACAGCAUGUGUAGUUCAUGCCAGAAAACUGUUUGUAAUCUCUGUGGAUUUAAUCUAAAUCCACAUCAAAUCGAGAUGAAGGAAUGGCUAUGCUUGACCUGCCAGGUAGAGAGAGCCUCAGGACCUCCCCCUGCUCAGCAACAAGUACCACUAGCAUCUCCACAAAAGAAAGUGACUCCAGAAAAUAAGCAGGCUGUUACUGUUGAGCAGGACAAGAAACUUGCAGAGGCUAAAAAACCUACAGUUACUCCAACACCAUAUGCUCAAAAAUCUAAAGAUGAUGCAGAUCCUUCCAAACUUGCUCCAACAUCAAAAGUUGAACAGAAUAAGGAAGACUCUGGUUUCUUUGGCUUUGGUGCACGAUCUCGGUCACCUUCGCCUCAAUCUGCAGUGUCUGGAAAAGUUCUGGGUUUUGGGUCCUCAUUCCUCAGUUCAGCAUCUAAUCUGAUAUCCUCAGCCAUUCAGGAUGAGUCAUCCAGCAAAACUCCACCAACUUCUCGAAAAGGAUCUACCGUGUCCCAAAAUUCUAUCAAGACAACACCAACACCACCUACCUCUCGAAAGGGUUCAGAAGCUGCUCAAGUCGUGCAAAAAAGUAAAGUGGUGGAGGAAGCCAAGCUUACUGUUGUAAAGAAACAAGAUGAAAAGAAAAUAGAGGAGAGUAAACCACAAGAUGAGAUGCCUGAAGUACCAGUUGAUGAUGUGCGAAGUAACGCACCAGUCCCAGAGCUUUCAAAAGUCUGUCCAAUCUGUAAAGUAGACUUAAAGAGCGAUCCAUCCAACUAUAACACUUGUACUGAAUGCAAGAACACAGUGUGCAACCUUUGUGGAUUUAGUCCUAUGCCACACCAAACUGAGGUAAAGGAAUGGCUAUGUUUAAACUGUCAGCUAAAGAAAGCACAAGAAUUUCCUUCUGCCCAACCACCCCCAAAGGUUAGCAAAUCAUCUCCACCAACAAAACCGGAAGACAAGGACAGUCCUAUACCCUCUCAAAUUUCUGUUUCUUCACAAAAUAUGACAGAUGUCACUGAAACAAAAAGUGCAUCGGUUGCUACAGAGAAUCAAGAAAGCAAACCAACACAAGCUUCAACACCAGUACCCAAAAAUCCAAAAAGUGAUCCAUCUCCUACAAAACAUGCUGUAACACAGAAAGCAGAACCUUCAAAGGAGGAAGCAGAUUUCUUUACCUUCGGUUUUGGUGGUGCCCGAUCUGGAUCCCCUCAGCCCUCUGUUACUGCUGUCUCAGGGAAGGUUCUUGGCUUUGGAUCCUCCUUUUUGAGUUCUGCAUCUAAUCUAAUAUCAACAGCCAUUCAAGAUGAGUCCUCAAAGACCCCACCAACUUCUCGUAAGGCUUCCAUGGCUUCUGAAACAUCUGCAAAGACCACAACGCCGCCAACAUCUCGCAAGGCAUCUGUGGUGUCCCAAACAUCAUUAAAGACUACACCAACAUCACCCGCUUCUCGUAAAGGAUCUGUAACUUCUCAACAAAUUCCACCUACUGGUGAUACCAGUAAAGCACCUAUACCAGACAAAACAGAUGUGAAGCAGGUCCAACAGGCAACAACAGUAAAUGAAGCUGUAAUAGGAACAGUCACAGCUCCUAAAGCAGAGACAAAAACAUGUCCUCUUUGCAAAGUAGAUCUUAAAAUAGGUACUAAGGUCCCUCCAAACUACAAUACUUGCACUGAGUGCAAGGACAUUGUUUGUAACCUCUGUGGAUUCAACCCAAGACCACAUCAAACAGAGAUCAAUGAAUGGCUUUGUCUGAACUGCCAGACACAGCGAGCAUUAAAUGGAAUAAAACCACAAGAACCUCCUAAAAUAAAAACCCACGAGCAACCUGCCAAAGUCUUCACCCCCGCACUUGCCCCAAAAACAGAAAGUAUAACAUCAGGGUCAUCAUCAACCACUGUGGCUCCUGAUUCUGUAGAUGAAACACAAAAGAAAGAGAUUCAAGCUGUGGCCAUCUCUGACAGAACUAAGACUGAUGUUUCAGUGGAUGUCCAAAAGAAAGAAGAAGUCACAGGUUCACCAAAAGCACCAGAGAGUAACAUUAAGGGACCACCUGUAUCCUCGCCAAGGAAGGAAACAUCAGAUCCAAAGAAAGAGAAAGAGAAAGAGACUGUCACAGUCUUAAAGGAGUCUGACAAGCCUCCUGAAAAGUCUACUCCACAUGUGCAGACAGAGCCACCAAUACAGGAAUCUAGUUUCUUUGGUUUUGGAUUUGGUGGCCCUAAGAUGCAACCUGCUUCAACUAAAUCAUCGGAAUCAACAACUGGGAAACUAUUUGGCUUUGGUGGUCUCACAGAAACAGCUAGAUCUCGGUCACCCUCACCGCAGUCUGUUUCUGCAGUCUCUGGGAAAGUUCUUGGCUUGGGAUCUUCUAUAUUUAGCUCAGCAUCUAACUUGAUUAGCUCAGCUGUUCAGGAUGAGUCCUCCAAAACACCACCAACUUCUCGAAAGGGAUCCACAGUUUCCCAGACAUCUACCAAGGCAACACCUCCCACAUCUCGAAAGGGAUCUGCAGUGGCACCAGACUCUAGUAAAGUUCAACCUAUUGGAGACAAUAAAACACAAGCAGCACAAGAUGUAGAGAAGACACCAGACAUCAAACAAAUUACAUCACCCAAACCACUUCAAAAACCUUCUCCUAAAGAAGUCAAAACCAACUGUCCAUUAUGUAAAGUGGAGCUCAACAUUGAGUCUAAGGAUGCCAAGAAUUUUAACACAUGCACUGAAUGCAAGAUGACAGUGUGCAGUCAGUGUGGAUUUAACCCAAUGCCUCAUCAAACAGAGGUAAAACGGGCACAGGAAGAAGUGAAAAGUCCUUCAAUAAAGCCUCAGGCAGUUCCUUUAUUAAAAGAUGACAAAACUGCAUCCAAAGUUGACAAAAUAGCUGCAGCUCCAGUUGAGACCAAACCUGAUGAGAAUCCAACUGCAGCUCCCACUGAAAAGAAAGUUGCACCUGCUCAGGAAAUAAAGAAAGACAUCUCAGUUCAAAAGACCAGCAGUGAUGCAAAGCCACCUGAUAAGAUCACCUCAAGCACAGAUCUUCCUAAGCAGGACAAUACUAAACCAGAACCUGAGAAAACACAACAGCUAUCAACCAAGGAUACAAUUACUCCUGUCAAAUCUGCUCCGCCUACCGAGACUGAACCCCCAAAACAGGAGUCAACUUUCUUUGGUUUUGGCUUAGGUGGUAGUAAAGCACAGCCUCCUUCGCCAAAACCAACAGAUUCAGCCACAGGGAGGUUCUUCAGUGGCUUUGGUGGCCUGACAGAAACAGCAAGAUCCCGAUCACCAUCACCACAGUCUGUUUCUGCUGUCUCUGGGAAAGUUCUGGGCCUAGGAUCCUCUAUAUUUAGCUCAGCAUCUAAUUUGAUAAGCUCAGCUGUUCAGGACGAGUCCUCCAAAACACCACCAAUUUCUCGAAAGGGAUCCACAGUUUCCCAGACAUCUACCAAGGCUACACCUCCAACAUCUCGGAAAGGAUCUGCAGUGGCACCAGACUCUAGUAAAGUUCUACCUGUUGGAGACAAUAAAUCAGAAGCAGCACAAGAUUUAGAGAUGAGACAAGAUAUCAAACAAGUUACAUCACCCAAACCACUUCAAAAACCUGCUCCUAAAGAAAUCAAAACCAACUGUCCAUUGUGUAAAGUGGAGCUCAACAUUGAGUCUAAGGAUGCCAAGAAUUUUAACACAUGCACUGAAUGUAAGAUGACAGUGUGCAUUCAGUGUGGAUUUAACCCAAUGCCCCAUCAAACACAGGUUGAUGAAUGGCUUUGCCUGAAUUGCCAGGUACAACGGGCACAGGGAGAAUUGAAAAGUCCUUCAGUAAAGCCUCAAACAGUUCCUUUAGUGAAGGACAAUCAAACUGCAUCCAAAGUUGACAAGAUAGCUACAGCUAAAGUUGAGUCCAAACUUGAUGAAAAUCCAACCUUAGCUCCCAUUGACAAGAAAGUAGCACCUGCUCAGGAAAUAAAGCAAGACAUUUCGGUUAAAGAGACCAGCAGUGAUGCCAAGCCAACUGAUACGGUCACCUCUAGCAAAGAUCUUCCUAAGCAGGACAAUACUAAAACAGAACCUGAGAAAACACAACAACAAUCCACCAAGGAUACAAUUACUCCUGUAAAAUCUGCUCCACCUCCCGAGACUGAACCCCCAAAACAGGAGUCAAGUUUCUUUGGUUUUGGGUUAGGUGGUAGUAAAGCACAGCUUUCUUCCUCAAAACCAAUGGAUUCAGCCACAGGGAGAUUCUUCAGUGGCUUUGGUGGCCUGACAGAAACAGCAAGAUCCCGAUCACCAUCACCACAGUCUGUUUCUGCUGUCUCUGGGAAAGUUCUGGGCCUAGGAUCCUCUAUAUUUAGUUCAGCAUCUAAUUUGAUUAGCUCAACUGUUCAGGACGAGUCCUCCAAAACACCACCAACUUCUCGAAAGGGAUCCACAGUUUCCCAGACAUCUACCAAGGCAACACCUCCAACAUCUCGCAAGGGAUCUGCAGUGGCAGCAGACUCUAGUAAAGUUCAAACUGUUGGAGACAAUAAAACACAAGCAGCACAUGAUGUAGAUAAGACACCAGACAUCAAACAAGUUACAUCACCCAAACCACUUCAAAAACCUGCUCCUAAAGAAGCAAAAGCCAACUGUCCAUUGUGUAAAGUGGAGCUCAACAUUGAGUCUAAGGAUGCCAAGAAUUUUAACACAUGCACUGAAUGCAAGAUGACAGUGUGCAGUCAGUGUGGAUUUAACCCAGUGCCCCAUCAAACAGAGGUUGAUGAAUGGCUCUGCCUGAAUUGUCAGGUACAACGGGCACAGGGAGCAAUGAAAAGUCCACCAGUAAAGCCUCAAACAGUUCCUUUAGUGAAAGACAACCAAACAACAUCCAAAGUUGACAAGGUAGCUACAGCUCCAGUUGAGUCCAAACCUGAUGAGAAUCCAACCUUAGCUCCCAUUGAAAAUAUAGUAGCACCUGCUCAGGAAAUAAAGCAAGAUAUUUCAGUUCAAAAGACCAGCAGUGAUGCAAAGCUAACUGAUAGGAUUACUUCUAGCAAAGAUCUUCCUAAGCAGGACAAUACUAAAACAGAACCUGAGAAAACAAAACAAUCAACCAAGGAUACAAUUAUUCCUGUAAAAUCUGCUCCACCUACAGAGACUGAACCCCCAAAACAGGAGUCGAGUUUCUUUGGUUUUGGGUUAGGUGGUAGUAAAGCACAGCCUCUUUCUCCAAAACCAACAGAUUCAGCCACAGGGAGAUUCUUCAGUGGCUUUGGUGGCCUGACAGAAACGGCGAGAUCCCGAUCACCCUCACCACAGUCUGUUUCUGCUGUCUCUGGGAAAGUUCUGGGCCUAGGAUCCUCUAUAUUUAGCUCAGCAUCUAAUUUGAUCAGCUCAACUGUUCAGGACGAGUCCUCCAAAACACCACCAACUUCUCGAAAGGGAUCCACAGUUUCCCAGACAUCUACCAAGGCAACACCUCCCACAUCUCGGAAAGGAUCUGCAGUGGCACCAGACUCUAGUAAAGUUCAACCUAUUGGAGACAAUGAAACACAAGCAGCACAAGAUGUAGAGAAGACACCAGACAUCAAACAAAUUACAUCACCCAAACCACUUCAAAAACCUUCUCCUAAAGAAGUCAAAACCAACUGUCCAUUAUGUAAAGUGGAGCUCAACAUUGAUUCUAAAGAUGCCAAGAACUUUAACACAUGCACUGAAUGCAAGAUGACAGUGUGCAGUCAGUGUGGAUUUAACCCAAUGCCUCAUCAAACAGAGGUUGAUGAAUGGCUCUGCCUGAAUUGCCAGGUACAACGGGCACAGGGAGAAUUGAAAAGUCCUCCAGUAAAGGCACAAACAGUUCUUUUAGUGAAGGACAAUCAAAAUACAUCCAAAGUUGACAAGGUAGCUACAGCUCCAGUUGAGUCCACACCUGAUGAGAAUCCAAUUGCAGCUCCCACUGAAAAGAAAGUAGCACCUGCUCAGGAAAUAAAGCAAGACAUUUCCAUUAAAAAGACCAGCAGUGAUGCCAAGACAACUGAUAAGAUCACCACUAGCAAAGAUCUUCCUAAGCAGGACAACACUAAAAUGGAACCUGAGAAAACACAACAACAAUCAACCAAGGAUACAAUUACUCCUGUAAAAUCUGCUCCACCUUCCAAGACUGAACCCCCAAAACAGGAGUCGAGUUUCUUUGGUUUUGGAUUAGGUGGUUCUAAAGCACAACCUCCUUCUCCAAAACCAUCUGAGUCAUCUACAGGGAGGUUCUUCAGUGGCUUUGGUGGCCUGACAGAAACAGCGAGAUCCCGAUCACCCUCACCACAGUCUGUUUCUGCUGUCUCUGGGAAAGUUAUGGGAUUUGGAUCUUCAUUAUUUAGCUCAGCAUCUAAUCUGAUCUCUUCAGCUGUUCAAGAUGAGCUACCCACAACACCACCAACUUCAAGAAAAGGCUCCACAGUUUCUACUGGCUCUGGUAAAGCUACCACAGCACCAGCCUCCCGCAAAGGCUCAGUGGCUUCUGCCAGAACUACACCACUGACACCUCGCAAAGGAUCUGUUACAACUGAAACCGACAACAAUACUCUUGCAAAAGAGGUAAAAGAGCAGGUUGAAAAGAAAGCAGAGCAAGUCAGUGUGGACAAAUUAUCAAGCAUACCUGCAUCAGAAAAAGAUACACCUGAAUCUGGAAGGGAUACAUUACUGACACAUCCUGAAAGUUUACCUCAGCCAUCCACUUGUCCGCUCUGUAAAAUUGCCCUAAACAUGGGCUCGAAAGACCCUCCUAAUUACAAUACCUGCACUGAAUGUAAAAGCGUGGUAUGUCAACUCUGUGGAUUUAACCCUAUGCCUCAUCUUGCAGAGGCUGAGUGGUUGUGUUUGAAUUGCCAGACACAGAGAGCUAUAACUGGACAGCUGGGAGACAUGGGAAAAAUACCAAUAGCUGGUCCAGUAUCUGCAAAAGACCAACCUACAGUCAAACCCAAAACACAGCUUCCUGAGACUCCUGCACCAACACAGGUAGCUGUGCCACAACCUGAGCCAAAACCUUCAGCUGAAAAGCAGGGAAAGGAGGAGAAUACUACUGCUGAAAAGACAGCGGUGACCACUCCAGCAGUCCCUGCCCCCCUGUCUGUUGUUCCUACCACAUAUUUACCACAGACCGAGUUGAAAGCUGUGGUGGCACCAAUACCAGCUGCAGAGUCUCAGAAAGCUGUUGUUACUGCUGCUGAUGUCACUUUGACAGAAACAGGCAAAGACAAAAUCCCAGAUGAGACAAAACUUGAGAGAGGACCAAUGUCUAUGUUUCCAGCAGCUCCUAUUGAGGCAGAUGUAGUAAAGGUUAAAGAAGAUACAUACACUCAUCCUACAACAGAAGAACAACUGGACAAUGUUGUGAUACAGAUGGAUAGCAGUCUUGCAGAAAUUUAUAAAGUAGACACCUUGAAAGCAGAUACUAAAGAGCAACAAAGAAAGGACAUCUUGCCAGUUUCAGUAGAAUCAUAUAGCUCGGCUGAAGAGGAGCUUAAGGAGAUACAGAGGGUCAGUGAAAUGGCUGUGAAAGAAACUGCUGCAAAACUGUUGCCUGUCAGAGCACAGGAUAAUGUAAAACAAUACCAUGAGGACAGCAGUGAGAGUGAACCCUCCCCUCAGAUACAAAGAAGGAGAGUGAGGCCUCCAUCCUCAAGUAGUGAGGACUACAAACUAGACAGUUCAAAUUCUGGAGAUGAUGAGGAGUUCAUACGUAGACAACUCAUGAACAUGGGUGAAGAUGAGAACUUACCCUCUGAUGAGGAAAACAUUGUCAGAGAACAACUAGACACAUUGCAAGAAACCAAAGAGGACGAAAAAGAUUUCAUGAAGCCUAAACUUGCCCUAAAGAAACUUACCGUAGAACCUGAGGUGAGUUCCGAUAUCAGCCUGUCUUCUCAUGAUCAAGAUGAACAAGUUGUCCAAGUCAUUCCUGUCUCAGAAGCAUUAGAAGUAUCAAGUGUGGAAAUAGAUGUCUCGGUUGACAAUGAGAAGAUCACAGUCACUGACACCAUAGCAGCUGCCAUUACACAAAAAAGCCCUGUAAGACAGACCACAGAAGAGUAUGAGAGUCUUGUUGAAGACUCAUCCAAAGGUGAUGGGUCUUCCAGUGUUCAGGUGUCCAGCAUCACACCUGGAACAGCUUCACCUACUUCUGUGUCCUCUAUUGAUGAAGAUAGUGAUAGUAGCCCAAGUCAUAAAAAGGCAAGAGCAGAGAGUAAACAGCAAAGAAAGGCAAAACACAGACAACACGGACAAGCACUUCCCACUAUAGAAGACUCAUCUGAGGAGGAUGGGUUACAUGAGAGAGGUGAUCAACCGAUGGAGCUUGAAGAAGAAAGAGAUGAUCAACAGCAGUUAAGAAAGGUCUCAAGAAAACUGAAGAGUGACAAAGAUGAAUUGGUCAUGCAAAGGAGGCGUGAUCAUUUGACUAAAACUGAUAAAUUACGUCAGGUUGCAGGAACAGAGGAAGGGAAGUCCUCUUCCUUCUCUGACUUUUCGCCCAGUGUUGAAUCUGAUGCAGAAAGUGCAGAAUACAGAACAUUAUCAUCUGAAACACAAGAGGCUGCAGGGAAGCCAUUAAAGAAUGCUGAAGAGGUAUAUGAGGAAAUGAUGCUGAAAGCACAGGAAUACAAAACAGAGAAAUUUACACCACCUGAUAUCGAACCACUAUAUGGGGGCAUGUUAAUAGAAGACUACGCUUAUGAAACUUUGGUUGAUGAACAAGACCAGGCUGCAGCAGCUUUUGGUAAUUUCACCCAUGAGCAGGACCGGGAGUCUGUGAGAAUACUUAUGACACCAGAUGAGGCUUAUGAGGAGAUGAUGCGUAAAAGGAGCAAUAUUGUGCUAAAAGAAGAAGAGUCUCGGCAAACAUACACAACAAAGAUCGACACAUCAUUGCCACUUGAUGACAGUGACACUUGUUAUGUGACUAUUUCUGGAAAUGAUGCACUUGCUGCAGAUAAAAAUUCAAAGGCAAUGUUGCAAACAGAGGAUGCAUAUGAAGAGUUGCUGAAGGCACAAAAAGAUGUUUUAACACCAGGAACAAGUCCAACACCAUCAACUCCUUUGUCUCCUGCCUCCCCUCUGACUGUAUCUGAGUCAUCAUAUGAUUCCCCAGAGGUUAUACUCAUUCCUUCAAGUGGAGAAGAAGACAACCUAGCUGAACCAAUUGAAUGCAUUUUGGAGCCCUAUAUUACAGAGUCAACAUCUACUCAAGAUGUGUUUAUGAAUAAAACAUUAUAUCCUAUUCCUGAUUUAAAGAUCACCCAGUGUUCCUCAGGUGAAGAUGAAAUUGAAGAGGAGGACAUUGUCAGACAAGAACAAAUAUCACCUGAGCCAACUGAUAUCUCUCUAAGUGAAGAAGAACAACAAGCCUCAGGAGAUUUAUUUGAGACUGAUCCCAUUUCUGUUGUCUGUGAAGUUCCUUCAUCAAAAUAUGUUGUGGAAACAACAACGCUAUCUCCACUGUCCCCACCAACAUCCCCAGCAAUCUCAUCUCCAGAUUCAAAUAUAGAACUAGAAACAGCUCCAUCAUCCUCUCCAGUGUCUGACCAGACAUCUGAAUUAACUACACCAGCUAGCCCCAGUGUUGUUGAUGUUUCUGGCCCAGUUGUAAUUCACAUGCCAGACUUAAUGGAUGAGCAAACCGCAGUACACUCAUCAGUUGCAGCUUCCGCACAGACUAUUGUAACUGCUUCACCUGCCAUUUUAGCUUCACCUCAUGUCUCAGAAAAUGGUAGCACUCCUGCUCCUCCUGAAGUUCUUGUUUCAAAACCAACACAAGGUCCCAAACCAACUCCGGCUCCAAAACCAACAGUACCAAAAACUAUACAGCAAGCAGUCCCUUCCCCAGAGAGGGUUUCAACCCAUACAGUGGAUUCAACUCAGAAAUCUUUAGCUGGUGCAAUACAUGAACCAACUUCAGUUACAAAAUCAGCAAUUAUAGACAAACCAACUGUUGCACCAAUGACUGCUGAAAAAGUUGACCCUGUGAAAACUUCAACUACAACAGUUCUUACAUCUAUUGCUCAAUCUCAAGAAAAACCUUUAAUUCAGACUUCAAUUGUUGUUCAAAUGCCAGAUCAUAUUUCUUCUUCAUUGGAGCACCCAGUUCUAGAACAAACCCCAGUUUCAGCACCUACUCUGCCAUCUACUGCACUAAAGAAUCAAGUACCUACAGCUACCCCCACUGUUGCUACUAUGCCAGAUACACACCUCCUAUGUCAGGUCACAUCUACAUCUCAGUCAGUGGAACAAGCAUCAAUUUCUGUUCCAACAAUGGUACAUUCCGCAGUUCCAGCAAGCAUUGUCUCUACAGACCUAACAAGCUCAGCUGUUGUACAAGUGGCCACACUACCAUCUGCUCAUACCACGUUACCUGCUUUGAUUAGAGAUAUUCAGCCACCAGCCAGUGUUUCAAUUCAAAUUCCCACUCAGAGACUAGUGGAAACCAGAUCAGAUAUUGCUUUACCAUUACAUCAAACCGCUCCCAUUUCACCCCCAGCGGAUCACAUGGAGUGUAUUGCUGCAAAGACAGUCUCUGUUGUUUCUCCCACUAUUACUACAACUGUUGCUUAUGAAAAUUCACUUUCCCAUCCCGUUAAAUCAAUGCUGGCUGAUUCUCAGCCAACAAUGACACAAAUACAGCAGAAAAUAAUUCCAGAUACUGCAAUUCAUCCAGUUGAACAGAUACCACAAAGUCAGAUUAGUUUUAGAUUACCAAAUCUAGAAAAAAAUGUUGGCGAUGAGAAAGUCCAACCUGUUAUUGUUAGUGUUUCUCCCAUUACCUAUCCAGCCACAGUAUCAAGUUUUGUUUCUCCUUGUGUGGCAUCUGCAAAACCUUACAUUUCUCAUGAAAGAACAGAUAAACCAGUAAUUUCAUUUCCACCACCUCCCCUUGCUACACCCCCAGAAUUACCAUAUAGCACAGUACCCAGGUCUGAUUUUGACCAGCAAAUGGCUUUUCAAACUACCUCAUCAGUUACUUCAUCUCAACCUAACCCCCCAGAAACUGUGGCCAGUGUAACUAUAAAAGGAGCAGUGACACCAACACACAAAUCACCACCCCCUGUUCCCCCGAAACCUGUCUGCAUUCCCCCAGGACUGGUAUUUAGUCACAGAUCACGUGAAAGCAUAAAACCACCAGUUAGUCCUGAACCAGUAGUUGUCCAAGCAGUUCGUGCUGUAACUUUGCCAAGAACAAGAGAACCUCCAAAUGCAUUAACAUUAAGUUUGACAGCCCCAAUAGAGACCAAGCACAGUGCUUCAUCACCAAAAUCACCUUUGUCACCAAGAUUUGCUAGAACUCUUGAAACAUACGUUGUUAUAACAUUACCAUCAGAACCAGGAUCACCUGUCGAGGCCAUUACAACUCAAGCACCUGUGAGAAGAUCCUCACUACCAACUUCCAGGCAGCAGGAUACAUGUGAUGCUCAUAGAGCGUUUGGUCCAGCUGCAAUAGAUGCACCUGUGUCAUUAAUUUCAGCACAAGUUGUAGCAGCCCCACUAAAGGCUACCCCUGCUUUAAAUACAGCAGCACCUCUUGUGGUGAUGGCACCUGCUUUUGCUUCAACUACAAUGGAGACGUAUUAUGCAAUGCCAGAGAUAAAGUCAACACAAAGCAUUGUACCACCUUGUGUAACAGUUCCAGAGCUGCCAGUAACUUUUGAUCCAAUGCUGGUUGAAGCUCCUCCUUUAGCGACAUCCUCAGAAUUAGCACAGACUUUGCCUUUUAUUCCUCAUAUCAGUAUGGGAAAUGUAGCACAUUCCCCGUCUGAGUUUGUUACACCAUAUUAUUCAGCACCAGUCGAAAUGGCACCUCGUGCUUUGAUUUCAGCAGCACCUGUUGCAGCACCACCACUACCGCCUACUGCAUUGGAACCAACUGUAUAUCCUGCAAUGGUCUAUACCACACCCUCUAUGGUUUGUCCUCCUCCCAUGGCUUCAGCCUCAACAUUGCAUUCAUCAAAACCAUUAGAGGAGCUACCAAUAACCUUAGCCCCCAUGUCUGGAGCUCCAGCAGUGUCUGUUGCUCAAAAUAUAGUAAGUGAUGUUCGAAAAGAACUGGAGAUGCAACAAGCGCAAACAACAUAUUCAGUACCAAUAACAAUAACCCAGAUUCCAAUCCAAGCUCAAAAUGAAGAUAUUCCUGGUUUGGAUAUGGAAGAAGUACUAAUAGUCUCAGCCCCAGAAGAGAUAUUAUCUGAUAUGGGUCCAACACCAGUUCCAAUAACACAACAAACAGUUUAUGAGGAAAAAAAUGAAAUUCCAUCAAUGACUUCUGCAACAGCAGUGCCACCAGUACCAGUCACAUUUACCCAAUUUACAAAAUCUAUUGAGAGUCAGGAAAUAUGUGGACAAGAUAAGUUUAUUUCAAGCAUGAGUCAAGUCUACUCUGCAAUUUCAACAACUGAGCAGCGUCCUGACACCUUGCCUAAGCUUGUAACCCAAGUUGUCACGACUGAAGUGCAAAGAACAACAACUGUGUCGGUUGUCCAGGAGAGGAUUCCUGUGGACCCCACACCUGAACCUGUGAGUGCUACAGUCACAGUUCAACCAGAGGUCCAUCCAAAGUCCAAACAAAAUGGAAGAAUACAUUACCCUACUGAUGUCGUAGAUCUCACCACAUUUAAAGUGAAUGUUACAAUGACUGACAGAGGAAUGGAUCUGACAGCCCCAGAUUCAAGUAGGUCUUCUCUGUCAAGUGAAUCAAGUGGCCGACAGGCUACUGCAGUACAGCCAGAAAUUGUGAAUCUUAGUGCUGAAAUAAUCCCCAGUCCAACUCUGUCUGUUGUAAACGAUAGCAUAACAAUAGUCACUUGCACAGCUACAAUUGCCUACAAUAACAAUAGCACAUUUGACAAGCCCCUGGACCUGGGAAAUGCUACUUCAGUGCCUCUUCCACUUACCACAUACAAUCCAUUUGAGCCUCUUGCACAGAUUGUAUACAGACCAGUGAAUUCUCAACCUAAGCCUACAGCUAGUGCAGAGAUUCCUGUUAACCUAUCAAACAGAGCUGCCACAAUCAGUGCCCCUCCUCUAAUGCCUGUUACUGUAGCCCCUGUCAGUUUCACAAAUGGCACUGUUGGUAUACCAAUGCAUACAGAGCCAUCAGUGGUUGGACCUGUAGAUCUCACCACAUCUAAGCCAUUAAAUACCAUGGUUGCUUUGUCCUCAUCUUCUGGAGUGGUCACAAAUGUUGUGGAAGAUGAUGGUACACCAGUUGAUCUUACAUCUGGAAGACGAACAGUUUGCUGUGAUGUUAUUUACAGGCUUCCAUUCACAGGGAGCUGCAGAACACAGCCUCCUGUGACAACACAACCAGACACUCAAAUUGGCUAUGAAAUUGAUAAUGCCAAAAUGUCUGUCAUUGAAAAUCUCAGUACCAUGAAGACAUCAAUAUCGGACAGUAAUUUCAAAGAGACUGGGCUCCUUAGUUAUGAAAGGAAGAAUGGAUUCACCUAUCAGAAUGGGGCACCUGAGGGAGCCAUGGAUUUGACAUCAGCUAAAAUCUCAAUGGAAGAAGCCUUAGACUACUCAAAGAAAGGCACUUUGGCAUUUACUGGAAUCACCACUACUCCAUAUUCUCAAGGAACAUCAUAUGGAGUCAAUAGUUUGCUAAGAUCAACAAAUGGCAUUGUUUACUCAUCUGUGGCUGCACCUGUUCCCUCCACAUAUGCCAUUACAACCCAACCAGGUUCAAUAUUUAGUACAACACACAAUAGUCAGACUGAUCCUACAGAACCAUUGUCAGCAUUUGACAAUCAGCCUGCUCCAUAUGGCUUUGUACACACAGCCACAGACCAAUCAAUAUUCUCACAAUCGGAUAUAUCAAAGGAUAUCCUACCCUCUGCGUUAGCUAGUCUUCUUCCCUCAUUGACAGCUUUCCCUGAGCUCUAUUCAGAUGCUACACUUGAAGCAAUAGCAGCCUCACUGGAUACACUGGUAUCCCCAAAUUUCCCUGAUUUAGAUGACAGCAAGAGCCAGCAGUACAAGGCAGAACAUGAAUUUUUACAAUUAGAGAAGCUAAAGCAGCUGUGUCUAGCUGAAGAGCUUGAAUGGGAGAGACAAGAGAUACAGCGCUAUCGUGAACAAGAGGAAUUCAUUGUGCAGAAGGAGCUAGAGGAACUACAGAACAUGAAGCAGCAACUUCUAAUGCAGCAAGAAGAGGAAAGAAAAGCCCAACUCAUUCUUCAACAAGAAACAUUUGCACAGCAGCAACAUCAGUUAGAGCAGAUCCAUCGAUUACAGAAGCAACUACAGCAACAAUUGGAAGAACAAAAGAUAUACCCAUAUGGGUUCGGCCCAAUUGAGGGGAUGUCCCCACCUAUGGGCUCAGACAUUAUACUUGACUCAAAAUAUUCUGGGGGAGAUAAUGGACAGUAUUGGCCAGUAAAGGAUGACAAUUCAAUGUCAUCUGCGGUUUCCACCCAUGACCCUAUGUUAGUUCAUAACUGGCAAUCAGCAACAGCACAGCACAGUUCAAACAUUCCUGUAACAGUGAGUGCACAGACAAAGGAGCAAAUGCAGUUGUCCACAAACAUGUCUGAUUCAGCCAAGCAAGAGCAAAAUCUAGGGUUAAGUGGUAAGAAACUGAUCGAGAGUGGUGUUCAAACAGAUGAUGAAGACGGGGUUGAGAAGAUUCCAUCUGGUAGAAAGAGAAGAAGUAGGAGAAGUGUGGAUAGCUGUGUUCAAACUGAUGAUGAGGAUCAGGAUGAGUGGGAUGUUCCUGUUCGGAGCAGGCGCAGGUCUCGUUCCAGUAGAUAUGCUGAUGGAGAGAAGGGUAAAAGCUCUAAGGUGUCAAGUAUUGCGAUUCAGACUGUAGCAGAGAUUUCAGUUCAGACUGAGCAUUCGGGAACCAUUAGAAGAUCUCCUGUUAGGGCUCAGGUGGACACAAAGGUAGAUUUACAGAGAGAGGGCCAAACAGAAAGUGAUUCAGAUAUUAUAUCAGACAGAGAUAAAAGACGCCCAGUUCCCACUGGGAUAACUGUUAGCACACACCUCACAGCUGAUGAUGUUGGAACUUCAAUAGUUACCAAGUCUCCAAAGGUACUAUGCUCCCCAGUCUCACCAAUGUCCCCUGGGAAAAGUUCACAAAAGAUGCUUACAGCUGAUUCAUCAAGGCAUCUCAGUAGUCCAAGAUCACUACGGGCCUCACAGCGAUCUCUGUCUGACCCCAAGUCACUUAGUCCAACAACUGAGGACAGAAUGAUGUACCAGUACUCAGAAACUUACUCAAGCAAAGGUUCUCAGAGUGGCACACCAGUUGGCUCUUAUAAGAAAGUAAAACGCACUCUACCUCAUCCACCCCCAGAAGAAGAGAACAUCAUUGGCCUUUCUGGGUACUCCACUUCUUCAGCCAGAAGACGAAUUUGCAGGAACACAACUAUAGCACGGGCCAAAAUCCUUCAGGAUAUAGACAAAGAGCUGGAUUUAGUUGAACGUGAGUCCUCCAAACUCCGUAAGAUACAGGCAGAACUUGACGAGGAGGAGAAAGAGAUAGAUGCUAAAUUGAGAUAUCUGGAGAUGGGUAUAAAUCGAAGAAAAGAGGCUUUACUGAAAGAGAGAGAAAAGAGGGAGAGAGCCUACUUACAAGGAGUGGCAGAGGAGCGAGACUACAUGUCAGAUAGUGAGGUCAGCAACAUCAGAGAGCCACGAGGUAAUGGCCAUGGACUAGAACGGCCACGGACUGCCCCACAGUCAGAGUUUAACCAGUUUAUUCCUCCACAAACUGAGUCUGAGUCCCAGUAUGCACAGCUUACGAGCCCAUACUCCCAUUAUCAGUAUGCAUCUCAAACAAGUCAGUAUCCUCAGCAGACUUUGUACCAGCAGCAGUCUCUUUACCAUCAGCAGGUGUCCCCCUACCAAUCCAUUUACUCAUCAGUUCCCUCACUUAAUCAGCAGUCCCAGCAGACUGGCUAUGACCAUUCCUCACUCCUUCUGAUGCAACAAAAGCCCCGUCAGACAACUUUGUCUGACUUGGAGCCAAAAAUAACAACAAACUAUGAGGUUGUACGCAACCAGCCCCUCCUAAUUGUCCCUACAUCCACAGAGAGUGCCUACGGAGUUUCCCAUCUUGGUGGUAAAUACAGUAGCCUUGAUCUGCGGAUGGGCCUGGAAGAGAGAGCCAGCAUGGCUAGCAGUCCCAUGUCCAGCAUAUCAGCUGAGUCCUUCUAUGCAGACCUUGAUCACCACAAUGCCAGGAACUAUGUCUUGAUUGAUGACAUCGGUGAACUCACAAAAAGCUCAACGGGUCUUGGUUCAAGCUACAGUAUCGCCGAUAAGGAUAUAAGCAAAGCUGAUCGACUUCUCCGGACUGCUGAUAUCCGUCGAACAGCAGAUGUGGCAGACUUUCUCAGUCCACUCCAGUCUGCUUCUAGGCUCCAUUCAUAUGGAAAAACAGAUGAGGAUUCCAUGGAGGAGCCAUAUGAAUUGAAGAUGUUGAAACAGCAAAUCAAGCAGGAAUUCAGACGAGGCACUGAUAGUCUUGAACAGCUUACAGGCCUGCCUCAUUACCUCCAUUCUGACACUAGUUUUAGACAUUUCCCCAAAGCUGAGAAAUAUAGCAUUGGGAGACUAACUUUAGAGAAGCAAGCAGCCAAGCAACUUCCUGCGUCAGUUCUUUACCAGAAACAGCUAAAGAAUAAAAAAGCACUUAUUGACCCUAAAAUCACAAAGUUUUCACCCAUUCAGGAGAGCAGGGACCUUGAACUAGACUACAGCAACUUUUUGGCCUCUGCCUCAUCAGUUGGUGGACUGUCUGCCAGGGCACGGCUCCUGCAGGAUGAGAUCACAUUUGGUCUCAGGAAGAAUCUAGCAGAGCAACAGAAAUAUCUGGGUUCAGCUCUAGGUGCUAACCUGGCUCAGUCCCUCAACUUUGGCCAAUCUUUAAACCUAGGGCCUUCCAUAAGGUCUUCCCUGCAUGAAGAUGGCACCUACCCCAGCGGCACUCGGUCAAGACCUUCCUCUAGGCCUUCAUCUGUGUAUGGACUGGACCUUUCUAUCAAAAGAGACUUAUCAAACUCUUCACUACGUUUAAAAACAGAGGGUGAAGGCAUGGACUCCCAGUUUGUUUCUAGGGCUAAACCAACAAGUCUACCAAUUAGUCAGAGCAGAGGUCGAAUUCCCAUUGUUGCACAAAACUCUGAGGAAGAGAGUCCAUUGAGCCCUGUGGGUCAGCCCAUGGGCAUGGCCAGAGCAUCUGCAGGCCCGCUUCCACCCAUCUCAGCAGACUUAAGAGACCAAUUUGGCUCCAGUCAUUCUCUUCCAGAAGUCCAGCAGCACAUGAGAGAGGAGUCUAGGACAAGUGGCUAUGAGCGGGACAUUGCCUUUAUAAAGGAUGACCUUCAGGGGGCCAUGUCAGAUAGCGAAGCUGGAGGGCCUAGCUGGAAUGUGAAAGCAUAUCACCUUCAGCAUGAAGAGACAGACUGGUUUGACAAACCCCGCCAGGGACGUGGUGGACCAGAGACUGGGACUGACAGAAGACAGAUGAAAGGCAGCCAUUACCCCUUCCCACACACUCGCAUCAAACUGCAACGGGACCCCAAGGACCACAGUGUCUCAGGGAGUGGGCUGGGAAUCAGAGUCGUGGGUGGAAAAGAGAUUCCAGGAACCAACAGAGAGAUUGGAGCCUACAUCGCCAAAGUUUCAGCAGGAGGAUAUGCUGAGCAAACGGGGAAAGUCGUAGAAGGAAUGCAGGUUCUGGAGUGGAAUGGAAUCUCUCUGCUUGGAAAGACAUAUGAAGAAGUGCAGAGCAUUGUUGGUCAGCAGAGUGGAGAAGUAGACGUAUGUGUGCGACUAGAUUUAAACAUGCUCUCCAACACAGAACAGCCUCAACAACUGGAGCUUCACAAUCAACUGAGAGCUGGUGAGCGUCAGCGCUCUCCAGGUGUAGACCCAAAGCAGCUGGCAGCGGAGCUGCAGAAGGUGUCUCAACAACAGGGUCCAGCAUCGGUUCUGUCUGCCCUGGAGAGAGCAGGACACCUGCACUCAGGACCCGGAUCUGCUGCUUCCAGUGGAGUCCCCAGCCCCGGGCAGCCUGGCUCCCCAUCCGUCAGCAAGAAGCGACACAGCAGCAAGUCAGCAGAGGCCCUGAAGCCACAACCACAUCCAAUCACUGGUGACAUACAACUUCAAAUCAACUACGACAGGAAUAUGGGCAAUCUGAUUGUUCACGUGCUACAGGCAAGAAACCUCGCUCCGAGAGAAAACAACGGAUACACAGAUCCUUUCGUCAAAGUCUAUCUUUUACCAGGGAGAGGCCAAGUCAUGGUUGUCCAGAACGCAAGUGCUGAGAACAAGAGGAGGACUAAAUAUAUCCAGAAGACCCAGAACCCAGAAUGGAACCAGACAGUCAUUUACAAAAACAUACAUCUGGAGCAGCUGAAAAAGAAGACUCUGGAAGUGACUGUGUGGGAUUAUGACAGAUACUCCUCAAAUGAUUUCCUCGGAGAAGUGCUCAUUGAUCUCUCCAACACGGCUCAGCUUGAUAACACACCUCGCUGGCACCCUCUUAAGGAGCAAAGUGAAAGUAUUCACCAUGGAAGAACCCACCCUCCACAGGGGCCCGGCGGCUCAGGGGGCUUUGGAGGUCAGGGUGGCUCUGGAGGUCAGGGAGGCCCUGGAGGACCAGGAGGUUCUGGAGGUCAAGGAGGGCAACCUGGGAACCAGCAGUCCCCUAAAACCUCAGUCAUCAAGAGCCGAAGUCAUGGCAUUUUCCCUGACCCUGCUAAAGACACACAGGUCCCUACAAUAGAAAAGUCCCACAGUAGUCCUGGCAGUUCCAAAUCCUCCUCUGAGGGUCACUUGCGCUCCCAUGGCCCAUCACGCAGCCAGAGCAAAGGCAGCGUCACUCAAGCGCACCUGGAGGAGGCCGGAAACGCCAUCGCUGCAGCCGAAGCUGCUGUCCAUCAGUCCCGACUCCAGCCAAAUAAAACAAACCACAGAAUGACAGACGGAGAAGGAUACACUCUGGACAGUGAAGAUAGCAUGGGCACUAAUGCUUUGGACAGUGCCAUAUUUCAAGUCCCUCAGAUGAAAAACAUCCCAAAUGGAACCGAUAAAACCAGAGGACUUGAAUCUUUAAACCUGCCUGACUCAGAAGGUAAAAUGAUGGGAGAGAUAAAGGUUGCUCUGAAGAAGGAGAUGAAAACUGAAGGAGAGCAGCUGGUUCUUGAGAUCCUGCAGUGCAGAAACAUCACCUACAAGUUCAAAUCUCCAGACCACCUCCCUGACCUGUAUGUAAAGCUUUAUGUGGUCAAUGUGGCGACACAAAAGAGGAUCAUAAAGAAGAAGACCAGAGUGUGCCGCCAUGACAGAGAGCCAUCAUUCAACGAGACGUUUCGUUUUAACCUGAAUCCCGUUGGCCAUUCUAUUCAGCUGUUCCUGGUGUCAAAUGGAGGAAAGUUUAUGAAGAAGACCUUAAUCGGUGAGGCCUACAUCUGGCUGGACAAGGUGGACAUGAGAAAGCGGGCGGUCAGCUGGCACAAGCUGGUACCCACUACUAGUCAAACACAGCCAUAAUCAGACACUCCCCUUUAAAAAAGAAAAACGAAACAGGUAAAGAAAUGACUGAGAGGUGGUGGGAAUGGAAAACCAAGUUAAAGAAAUACCUGAAUACUGAAUGGAUAAGACUGAAACAUUUAUUGGUGAUGUUCUGAAUUUCCAGUCAUUCACCAGGAUUUACAAUAUAAAUCAAUUUCUGAUCACAUGAGUAUUUCUGCAACUGCAUCCCACAUCUAUAAUAUCAACUUUUGUUUACAUUUCACGUUUUCAUUGCACACAAAAAAUCACAAGAAGCUAGACGUAGCAUAAUAUAUCAUUCUUGACACAAUCGUGAAAAAUAAAUAAUGACCAUAUCAGACUAUGUUAUGCACUGUAUGGAGGUUAUACCGUAAGAAAGAAAGACAAUCGUAAAUAUAAUGGAUUUCCCCUCAUAAUGAAUGCAGAGUUCACGAUUCCUCCGUUUGUAAUGUCUUGAGUGUCGUCUUCAGCGUUUGUUUGGUGACGGAUACACUGAUGCCUCACUGAAAUCGAGAUGAUCUGGUUUUCACCAUGAUUAAAUGAUGCCGUGCUUUGUUUUCAUCGUCUGAUGAGGUGUCUCUGAGGCUAAAGGGCAUCUAUUUUCGAUUGUUUGUAUCCACGAUGUGUUUGUUUUCUGAACAGCAUCUUGAAGUAAAUGUCCUGUUAGUGGUCAGAUGUUGUCUCUGUUUAGUGACCAAGUUGUGUGUGGAAUCCAAAUAUGCAAUGACAAAAAAAUAUAUAUAUGAAAAAUAAUAAUAAUGACAAUAAUUAUAAGUCCUCGUCUGGCUCAAUUGGCUCGACUGAAAUCCAGAUGUGAUGUUUGUUGUUUAUUUGUCUUAUACGUGUUCUCGGUGGUGCAUUUUUUUUUAAUAUUGAUUUCCCUGCUGUAAAGUUAAUCUAAAAAGGACUUUAUUAUUCAUUAUUAUCACUGCCUCGUUAUUAGCCUCCACCAUAUCAACGUAUCGCUACACUAACAGGUGCCAUUAUUGAAUAAAGGCACGUUUUUGGGGGGUCUUGAAAACACCAGACAGGCAUUUUCUAUCUUAAAAGUCAGUGUUUUCGUUAUAUUAAGGUCGGAAACAGAGUGGCUAAUAAACAUACGCCAACGUUUCCAUAUGAUUUCAUUUGCAUCUUGCACAGGUGGUGCACAGAUGUACCUGAAUCAGAAGGUUGCUGUCGUGGUAAGAGAAACUAUCAUGUGCCAACCUGAUGUUUUAACCAAAUCCACUGGUUCUGUUUGGGUAAAUCUAUGCAACAUGGAUUAUGUUCUUUGAAUGCAUAUACCUUAACAUGUGACAUCAAGAGUGUGUAUGAUAUGUGUAUAUCUGUUAAAGGAAAAAAAAGAAAAUUCUAUGAAUAUUGUAUAGUGUUUAUUUUUAUUUAUUUAUUUUUUAACUUCCUCUUUAUGGCACAGUACAUAUUGCUCAUAUGCACUUUACGUUGUUUAAUAGGUUUCCAUUUUAUCUUAAAUGUUAACAUACAUGGGUUUUUUGGGGGGUGGGGGAAUAAUAUCUGUGCAGAACUAAAACAUAACAAUGCAUAUUUUAUCCUGCACAUAAUUAUGGCAGCCAAUUAAAAUGUGUAACAAGUGUCAUCAGUUAUUCACCUGAAGCAUCACACAUUUCAUAGUGUGAUUUUUGUUGAGUUUUUCCUUUAAAGAAGCACAUUUUAUCCCAUCUCGUCUUUUAUCCUAAUAUUACUUCAUUUUUUUUUGAAAAACCAUGAAGCGUUUGAUGAAUUAUUUUGCUGUAAACAGUGUGAAUGUGAAUUCAGUUGUUUAUUUUUUUGAUUUUGUAAAUAUAUAGGAUAUUUUCUACGAGAAGAGGUCUGAAUAUUUAUUUGGUCUGACGUUGAGCAUGUGAUAGUGAUCAAGGUCAAACUCUGUCUGUACAUAUUGUAUUUGUCUAAAUGUGUAAGAAAGUAAUAUAUAUGGAUUGGUUCAAAAUCAUGUGUUCGAUCAACCCAUUUUCAAUAUGUUUGACAAAAUCAACAACAUCUCUCAGAAUGAAAAAAAUUAAAAAUCCCCCUAAAAAAGACAACGUCAAGAUUUUCUGUCAAACUGAAUGGUUGUCAAAGAGUUUCUAUGUUUUUACAUAGAUGUUGCAUGUUUUGUUAGAUGUUUGUUGAUAUAUUUUGCCUCCGGAUUCAGUUUAAAAAGAGAGAAAAACUGAACACAUCAUCUCAAGUUGUAUGCGGACUGUAAAAAUGCUUGUAAAAUGAGUCUUGUUUUUCACUUCGUGUUAAAAAAAAAAAGUAGAAAAAAAUCUAAUGUUAUGGUUUUGUGGUUGUCCACAGGAUGUCAUGAAAUUAUGCAAAUUGUGCAGUAGAGAGAAAAAAAAUAUAUGAAAUUUAUGAAAUAAAUAAAAGUU